This is a messenger RNA of Morone saxatilis (striped sea-bass), 1701 nucleotides long. It is a transcript of the gene doc2a, whose product is annotated as double C2-like domains, alpha. Gene Ontology annotation, molecular function: GTP binding. Lineage: Eukaryota; Metazoa; Chordata; Actinopteri; Moronidae. Bases 1 to 1701 code for a protein of 566 amino acids. The record is from RefSeq and is a predicted model, not a curated record. The transcript is spliced from 12 exons.
AUGGCUUUGUUCACCCAUGGAGACGAACUGAAGAACAACGGGAAAACAAUACAAGAGUUCAUUGAAGAAAACAAUGAUCUCAAAAACUUUGUCGAUAACUGUAAUGGGGGAUCCCAUGAUAUUGAGAAUGAAGAUCAGAGUCCAUCUCAAGUCACCAAGCUUCUGCAGGUGAUCAACAUCAUGGUUCAGAAAAAUAGAGGGAAGUACUACACCGCUAAAAUGUUGAAGGAGGUUGAGAAAAAAGGAAAAGGUUCUGGAGUUUGGAAGAGAAUCACACUCUCUGUUAAUGGCUCUGCUUUAGCUGGAGCCGGUCUCGGAGGAGCAGUAUCUCACUUUGUUGGGAGCUCAGCUGGAAUUCCAGCAGGAGUUGCAGUGGGAGUAGCAGUAGUGAAGCAGGUGGAAAUAUUUUCCUCUCAGAGGUUCAAGUGUUCAGGCUGGAGGCUGCAGGGAGGGCAGGAAUAUGGAAACCUCAUUAGGGAGCUGUCUUUGCACCCUUUGGUGGUUCAGGUCCAGUAUCUGACUCCUCCCGGCCCCGUGUCCCCGAACCCCUCCUCGUCCCCUCUGGCCCUCAGCCCCGGCUCCGUGGCCUCCGGGAUGGGCGGGGCUCACCUGCUGUCCCCUCUGCUGGCCCACGGCAGGCCGGGCGGGGGCGGGUCCUUGUCUCUAACCAGCAGCAUGGACACGUCGGUGGAGAUCAACAGCUCCGACAGUGACGACUGCACUGCUCUGGGAACGCUGGAGUUCGAGCUGCGGUACGAGCAGAGCUCCAGUGAGCUGCACUGCACUGUGCUCCGGGCCAAGGGCCUGAAGCCGAUGGACUUCAACGGUUUGGCCGACCCGUAUGUCAAACUGCACCUGUUGCCUGGAGCCUGUAAGGCCAAUAAGCUGAAAACAAAGACGAUUCGUAACUCUCUGAAUCCAGUGUGGAAUGAAACGCUCACUUACGUCGGGAUCACAGAAGAAGACAUGCACAGGAAGACGCUCAGGUUGACUGUGUGUGACGAGGACAAGCUGACUCAUAAUGAGUUAAUUGGAGAGUCCCGGGUGCCUCUGAAACGUGUGAAACCCGACCAGACGAAACAUUUCCACACCUGCCUGGAGCAUCCACCACCGCUCCCUUCCCCUACUGCCAUGGGUGAAGCCCUUCGAGGAAUAUCCUGCUACCUAAGAGAGUGGGAGAAUGAGCAGCUGCACAGUCUGGAGGAGCGAGGUCGUCUUCUUCUCUCGCUGCAGUUUCUGCCUCCGCUCAAUUCGGAGGACAAAGACGCAGAGCGAGGAGGAGGAGGUGAAGGGCGUCGCAGCGGAGGUCUCUGUGUGGGCGUGAGGCGCUGCGCUCACCUGGCCGCCAUGGACGUCAACGGAUUCUCUGACCCCUACGUCAAAAUAUACCUGAAGCCCGACAUACAGAAGAAAUCCAAGCACAAAACAACGGUGAUGAAAAAGACCCUCAACCCCGAAUUCAAUGAGGAGUUUUUCUAUGAGAUCUCGCUGUCUGAGCUCGCCAACAAGACGCUGGAGGUGACUGUGUGGGACUACGACCUGGGACGCUCCAACGACUUCAUAGGCGGCGUCUGUCUGAGCUGUCACUCGCAGGGCGACGCCCUCCGGCACUGGAUGGACUGCCUGAAGAACAAAGGCAGGCGGGUGGAGCGGUGGCACAUCCUGACCAACGAGCUGCCGCGAACCCUCAGCCACGACUAA